GUUUAUCCCUCUUUCUUCAUCACAUUUUCACGGCAAUGAAGAGUAGUGAAAAUUAAAUUUAAAAAACUUUUAAUUCUAGUUUCUUGCAAAACUCUUCGGUCAGUUAGUUACCAGUGAAAUUUUUCAUUAGGGUGCUUAACCGCGGAAGUGACCGGAUAAACGAAAAAGAUCCAAUAAUGUUAAGCUUGCACAAGUUCUACCGAAACGUUGGAUUUUGUAUAUUCAAACGGAAUUUUAGUGCCCCAGUGGCACCGUUUGCGUCGCACGUUAGUCCCGACGACGGUAAGGCUGAUGAACCUCAGAUGGCCGAUAGUUCAAACGUGGGUCGAGGUAAAAAGCCAACUGUGAAAGCCGCGAGUACCGCGCAGGCAGCCAAAAAUCCUAUAGUUGCGGCAGCUUUUGCUUCGUUGCUACAGGAAGACCGUCCUCAAGGUGCUUCAACAAGUGGUACCGGUUCUAGUGAAAUAGAUGAAAUAAUAAUUAACGCAAAAACAGUGAAUGAUCUGCUGAAAAUUCCAAGUCAAUCCAAAAUAUCAAGGAAACAGGCAUUAAAGAUCGUUUCCAUCCUGGCAGAAUGGAGCUCUAUACAGAAAGUAGUAUUAACGGACUUUGAAAACGACAGCCGCUUCUUGCAACUCUGCAACGUGCUGGGCAGGACAAACAACCGAAAUAAUGGAUCCAAGGUGCAGAUUCGACCCGCAAUGGCCAGUUCGUUACAAGUAGACGAUUUACAGACCGUUCUGGGUGUGACUGCAAACGAUGAGGCAGCUAAGCUGAUUGCCGGGCUAACGAUGCCUCAAAUGAUCAAGGUGAUGUCCUCAUUGGCGCAGAAGAAGAAGCGCAGCACUCCACUGUUGCGCUCGCUUGCGUUCAAUAUAAGCAGCAAUACUAAUAAACUAAACCUCAAAGAGUGCGGCGAUCUGUUGUACGCUAUGGCCAGUUUGAACUUCCGAGAUCCUGUACUUACAGCACGAAUUUGCGUUGACGUAGAAUCGGAACUAGCUAGCAACAAAGACAAACCAGCUCCCAUUGGAUCGAUUCUGACUAGUUUGAGCAUGUUAAGAUACCGAGACACUACGAUGCUGGAUUUACUGUCCGAUUGGAUUAUUGUCAAUCGAGAAAUAUGCAAAACAUCUCAAAUCAGUUCAUUGUUAAUGUCCCUCGCUACCUUAAACUAUGAACCAACCAACAUGGACGCCAUUAAGGCAAACCUCAUCAACACCCUGUCGGAAAGUGAUUUUAUCAAACCGCUGGACUGGUUGAAUACGGUGUGGUCACUGGCCGUACUGAAUUGCGUUUCCGCUCACCAUCUAUCAUCGGUGCUGAAUCCGACCUUCAUAGCAACCCUAGAAAAUGACCAAAACGGUGAGCUGUCUCCUGCCAUCAAAAUGAAGCUACUGAAUUUGAACGCCUGUGCCAGGCUUGAACUGGAAUCUGAUAAAGUGGGCAUCCCGGGUGGAGUGAACUUGCAAGAUCCGAAGUUUUUCGUUCCUAUCGAUGCAUCUAAGGAAAAGCGGAUACUUAUCGCGGGUAUGCUGGACGCGCUCAAAAGCCUACUUCCGUCGGAGAACCACGUUCGGAUUAAUCGAAGGACGUCGAUGGGUUUUGCUGUUGAUGCCGAGUGCGUGCUGGACACGAAAUGUUUACCGUUAGCUGUUGACAAAGAUCAUCCUGGCGCGAAGAGGAUUGCCUUGCUUGUUCAUGAUUACCACGACAUGUGCCAAGGGCCCAACCCGUCUCUGAAUGGCGUGCAUUCCCUUGCCUGUCGUUUGUUGGAGAAAAGUGGCUACUCCGUACUAUCCAUCCCCUACAAUGAGUUCAAUACAAGUGAUAAGUUGCUGAAACGAGUUGAGUAUUUGCAAAAAAUGUUCAAAGCUAUCGUUAGUGAAAAGCCUUAGUUGUACGAAACACAAACGGUUUUUAAUUGAUUCCCAAAAUUAUGUAUAGAGUUCUGGCUGUAUAGAAAACAAUAAAUUACACCCUCACCAA
Molecule: messenger RNA, 1989 nt
Organism: Aedes albopictus (Asian tiger mosquito)
Lineage: Eukaryota; Metazoa; Arthropoda; Insecta; Diptera; Culicidae
Product: FAST kinase domain-containing protein 4
Exons: 6
Coding region: 177-1898 (573 amino acids)
Biological process (GO): regulation of mitochondrial mRNA stability; mitochondrial RNA processing
Cellular component (GO): ribonucleoprotein granule; mitochondrial matrix
Molecular function (GO): RNA binding
Source: RefSeq, a predicted model, not a curated record